This is a messenger RNA of Papaver somniferum (opium poppy), 1637 nucleotides long. RefSeq names its product cytochrome P450 71D9-like. The record is from RefSeq and is a predicted model, not a curated record. The transcript is spliced from 2 exons. Bases 88 to 1605 code for a protein of 505 amino acids. Lineage: Eukaryota; Viridiplantae; Streptophyta; Magnoliopsida; Ranunculales; Papaveraceae. Gene Ontology annotation, molecular function: iron ion binding; heme binding; oxidoreductase activity, acting on paired donors, with incorporation or reduction of molecular oxygen.
CUCUAAUCUGGAUAUAGAUACAGUUGUUGCACCAUAACCCAUUCAGAUAACCUUAAUUUGUUCUUGGUUCUUACAUACCCCAGUUUAAUGGAGUUUCAUUUCCCUUCCCUUCCUGCAAUCCUAGCUCUGUUCAUUUUUAUCUUCAUGUUGAUGAGGAGGUUCAAAAUCCAAACCACAAACUCAAAAUUGCCACCAGGACCAAAGAAACUGCCUCUAAUAGGGAACUUGCACAAUAUGUUAGCAGGCCAUCUACCACAUCGAACUUUAGGGGAUCUGGCGAAGCAGUAUGGACCCUUGAUGCACCUACAACUUGGCGAGGUCAGCACCAUAGUUGUCUCUUCACCAAAGAUGGCCGAACAGUUUAUGAAAACACAUGACCUCAUUUUUGCUGAUAGACCACAAAUUCUUGCUACUGAGGUGCUGAGUAGUGGCUUUGGCGUGUCCUUCUCUCCUUAUGGAAGUUAUUGGAGGCAAAUGCGAAAGCUUCUCAUGUUAGAACUUCUAAGUUCUAAACGCGUACAGUCGUUCCAGUACAUAAGAGAAGAAGAGGUAACAAAUCUCAUUCAGAGAUUCUCCUUGGUACUUGGAUCAUCAACCAAUUUCAGUGAAAGAAUAUUCUCAUGUAUCACUGACAUAACUUCCAGGGCAGCAUUUGGUAAGAAAUGCAAGGAUAAGGAAUCAUUUGUUUCAUGUAUGCAUGAAAUAGUUAAGCUAGCAGGCGGCUUUGACAUAUGCGAUAUGUUCCCGUCCAUCAAAUUUCUCCGUCUUGUCAGUAGUACGAAACAUAAAUUGGAGAAGUCGGAUCAAGAGAUUAGUAACAUCAUUAAUAACAUCAUUAUGGAUCAUAGAGAGAACCGGACUCGUGAGACUAAAAUGGCUCAAGAACUGGAGGAAGACCUUGUGGAUGCACUUAUAAGAGCUCAAGAGAAUCAUGAAUUUGAACCUGCUAUCAAAACCGAAAAUAUGAAAUCAAUUAUCAUGGACGUUUUUGCUGCAGGAACGGAUACCACAGCAACUGUACUAGAAUGGGCAAUGUCUGAAUUGAUGAAACAUCCAAGAGUUAUGGAGAAGGUACAAUCUGAGGUAAGACAUGUCUUCAAUGGAAAGAAACAGAUUGACGAAGUCGAGCUUCAUAAAUUAGACUACUUAAAUUCAGUGAUUAAAGAAACUCUAAGGUUGCACCCUGCUGGUCCUUUGUUACUUCCACGAGAAUGUCGAGAGAAAUGUGAAAUCAAUGGAUAUGAGAUACCAAAGAAAGCCAAGGUGAUAGUAAAUGCAUGGGCAAUUGCAAGAGAUUCAGAAUACUGGAGUGACGCCGAGAAGUUUGAACCGGAGAGGUUUAGUAGUGGGUGUGUUGAUUAUAGAGGAACUAACUUUGAGUAUAUACCAUUUGGUGCUGGUAGAAGGAUGUGUCCAGGAAUAUCAUUUGGUAUAGCUAAUAUUGAAUUACCACUAGCUCAAUUGUUAUACCACUUUGACUGGAAGCUCCCGGACGGGAUCACACCAGAAGAUCUUGACAUGUCUGAGACAUUUGGCUCGACUGUAAGACGGCGCAACGAUUUGUACUUAAUUCCUAUACCUUGCAACAGUGUACAUGUACUAUGAGUUCACUUGAAUAAAUGGUGAAAAAUUUGCAG